Molecule: messenger RNA, 645 nt
Organism: Adineta steineri
Lineage: Eukaryota; Metazoa; Rotifera; Eurotatoria; Adinetida; Adinetidae
Source: the annotation of a GenBank genome assembly
AUGAAAUCGCAAGAAUAUAUUAUUGACUUCACAACUAAGACUGAAACAUGUAAAAGUAAUCAACAACAACGUAACAUUAUUCGACACGCAGAGUUUAUUCUACCACAAUACUGGGAAGUACAAUCGGAAAAUGUUCAAAAAUUUCUAGUACAAUCCAGUUCGAUUGAAUAUAAAGAAAUGCGUGCUUUAUUCGAUAAAACAAUGGUGAAUCAAUACACUGAAAUCAUUCGAAUUGAACGUAUCCAAAAUAAACCAUGGUAUAUACAAUAUAAUUCAUACAAAAGUUUUUCAUCAAAAAAAGACACAGAAAAACAAUUGUUCCAUGGUUGUCCACAACAAUCAGCUGAUCUCAUCAUUAAUUCAUUUUUUAAUCGAUCAUUUGCUGGAAUAAAUGGUACCGUGUAUGGACAAGGUGCUUAUUUUUCCUCGAAUGCCUUCUAUAGUCAUGGGUUUACUCGUCCUGAUACACCAGAUACUGAACGGUUUAUGUUUAUAGCAAAUGUUUUAGUGGGUAGUAGUAUUCAAGGAAAUUCUACUAUGAAAACACCACCUACAGGCUAUGAUUCAACAACUGAUGGAAACCAUAUUUUUGUUACAUAUCGUGAUGAUCAAGCUUAUGCAGCAUAUCGUAUUAUUUAUAAAUAA